Messenger RNA from Dermacentor albipictus, 3664 nucleotides. NCBI's taxonomy places the organism in Eukaryota, Metazoa, Arthropoda, Arachnida, Ixodida, Ixodidae. The record is from RefSeq and is a predicted model, not a curated record.
CUCAUAUGUGUUCAACUCUGCCUAUUUUCUCACCCCCGGACAGCCUAUACCUUCGAUGUUGUGGCUUUCUCUAUGGCUGUGGUCCCUGAGAAGACAAGUCCCGAAGACGUCGUUGACGCGACGGCUUCGAUAGUAACCCUAGAGGAGGUGUAUUGCGUCCAACACUUCGGUGAACGCAACUAUGCCAAGACAGCGUGAAGAGCGAAGCCGCGAUGGCUAAAAUCGUCGACGCUGCCAGCCUCGUCAUCGGGGAGGAACGCGUCUCAAUCGUACCCCUGAGCCCGCAAGUCACCCAAGUGACCGUCAUGUUUCUCCCGUGCCGUGUUUCCAGUGAAACCUUGGCUCAAGCGCUGUCACCGUACGGCAAAGUACUUCACAUCAGCCGAGGUGUGAUGGGCUCGCGUCCCACUGUCACCACCGGAACGCGCUACGUCUGCAUCGAGCUGAAGCCCGGCUCACCAGUACCCAGAUACCUGAAAGUGGCAGGCCGCCGCGUGACCUGCGACUUCAAAGGAACGCAGCGCGUCUGUCGGCGUUGUGGGUCUUCGGGCCAUUUACGUGUGCAGUGCACGGCACCCUUCUGCGGAGGGUGUUGCAUCUAUGGCCACAUCGGCAAGGGCUGCGUUCUACCGUGCCGCCGCUGUGGGGACCCGCACGCAACAGUCGCCUGCUCCCUGCGGCGAACAUACUCGGAGGCGGCGUCGAAGAACUCUCCGCCGCUUCAGUCGAGUACGCACGCACCUGAUCAACCGACCGAUUCGCCAGCUGCGUUAACUUCCGCCUUAAGACGCGCUACAAGCGGCACCAGCUGGAACGCCGGCAGCGUCCCCCGCGAGCUCCGUACAGGAGAACGGCGGAAGUGGUCUGGAACCGGCCAAAACACCGUGUACCCAGGAGAUAGCCGGUGAGCACGGCGUCGAGCCCCUUGCAUCGAGAGAGCCCACAGAGGACAACGCUCCAGAGGCCGUGUUGUCGCCUUGUUUGUCCGUAGACUCUGUGGCGUGCCAUUUUGUGAUCGAUGAGACGCCAGACCAGGAUGACGACGCGGCGUCCCUGUGUGACGCAUCCACCAGCUAGCUCUUCGUGUGUGUCGUCGACAAGAAUCGAGGACAGUACUCCUAGUGACUUGAGCCGUGGCAGCCCGGACAUAUUUGUACUACCCUCCCUCACCACCGCUGGCACGAAAAGGCACUACGGCUCCACCAGCGACUCGGACAUUCUGUCUCAUGACAUGGGCCUAUUGAGGGCUUCCUCUCGACCCCGGAAGCCUCGUGCUUCUGCCGGGUCGCCAGCGGGUAAAAAGGCAGUCUUCUAUCCGAGAUGUCGCUUCUGCUGUUCGUGCUCGCUUGCGCCACUUGGACUGUUGGAGCCCUGAAGGAAUCGGAACCACCCCACAUCGUGUUCAUCCUAGCCGACGACCUGGGAUGGGAUGACGUGAGCAUGCACGGCUCCCCGCAGAUCCCGACGCCCAACAUCGACGCCCUGGCCUGCGCGGGAAUGGCGCUCAACAACUACUACGUGCAACCGCUCUGCUCGCCUUCCAGGGCGGCGCUGUUGAGCGGCCUCUACGCCAUACACACCGGUUUUCAAGAAAGUGCCAUAUUGCCCGGAGUGCCAGCGGCAUUGUCCCUGAACGUGAAGAUUAUGCCUGAGUAUCUCAAAGAUCUGGGCUAUGAAACGCACAUGCUAGGAAAGUGGCACAUUGGAUGUCAUAGCCUGAAUUAUACUCCAACAUAUCGAGGCUUCGACAGCUUUUGCGGCAUACACACUGGGCCUGACGACUACUACAGCCACAUCUUGGAAUGGGAAGGUCGCAGAGGCCUUGACUUCUGGAACGAUACGCAGCCCCUUACGACCGAGGACGGAAAAUAUUCCACCACUCUGUUCACGGAGCGGGCUGCUUCUAUCAUAUCGAACAGGGACAAAUCGAAACCCCUGUUCCUGUACCUGGCGCAUCAGGCGUCACACGGCGGCAUAAAUCCGAAUCCAUUGCAAGCCCCGGAGGAAAACGUGGCUAAAUUUCCAUACAUUGGCCAACCGGACAGAACAAUUUAUGCGGGGAUGGUGGACGCCCUGGACCAGUCCGUCGGGGCUGUUCUGGAAGCGCUCGAAGCCGAGUCCAUGCUGAGGAACACGAUCAUCGUGUUCAGCAGCGACAACGGUGGCUCCCCCACGGGAUUCGUGUCCAACUUCGGUUUCAACUGGCCCUUGCGCGGUGCCAAGCAGACCGUUUGGGAAGGUGGCAUCCGUGCAAGCGCGUUCAUCUGGAGUCCUCAGCUUCGUCAUGGCGGGAAGGUGUCGCAGCAGCUCAUGCACAUCACCGAUUGGUUGCCAACGCUAUACGCGGCCGCUGGAGGAGACGUGAAGCGCCUAGGUGCUCUCGACGGUAUCGACAUGUGGCACUCCCUCGUCGUCGGCAAGCCGUCACCUCGCAGCGAGCUACUGCACAACAUCGAUCAGAAUGCCGGAAUAGCUGCUCUGCGUUAUCGAGACUUCAAGCUGGUCGUGGGGAGCGACGGGGAGCUGGACGCGCGCUUCGAGGUCCCAGGAGGUAGCCGACCGUACAGAGACCUGGACGCCCUGCUGAAGCAGUCCAAGGCAGCCGCCGUGCUGAGGCGAUUCUACGGGAAGAAGGACGUGUUCAAGCACGUCGACAAAUGGAGGCGGCAGGCGACGCUCAAGUGCGGUCAUGUUCACGACGCCAACUUCCGAAUGGGCGGCACCUACUACCUCUUCGACAUAGCCGAUGACCCGUGCGAGCAGCGAAACCUGGCCGAGGAGCGACCCGACGUCUUGUCUAUGAUGUUGGAAAAGCUCGCCAUCUACAACGAGACGGUAGUGCCACCUGUGACUACACUGGAAGAUCCCAGGAGUUACCCUGACCAGCACAAUGGCAUUUGGGCACCGUGGCUAUGAAAUCGAAAUGGGAUGCGUAGUCAUUUGAAGAAAGUGGACCACCCAAAUCGUUCAACCUGAAAAAUGAGUAACGCCUCAUCGCGUACGUGCCUUCGAGAAAGGAGCCGAUCCUCUUAAGGACUUGUCCGUUCUAAGUUAGGACCCCCAUUUGUAUAUGCCGUACAUUACGAAUUCAUAGUGCGCAAUAAAUGAAAACAAAUCAGUUAUUUGACAGUGAUUUCUAUCGCACUAGAGCGUCUUAGAAAACUAGGUCGCAUCGCAUCGACGCAAUUCCACUUUCGCAGUGGCGUGAAGCAAUAUAUUUCCUUUACUCCUUGAUAAACCGUAAAUUUCCUUUAGAUCCUAGUCCACACAUAACUCUUUCUGCAUCCAGGAAAACCUCUUUAAAUUUUCAUUCUUUCCUCGAACUAUAGAAGAAUGGAACCUCAUCCCUUUCCAUCAUCUGAACUCACCUGAAUCAAUUCAAACUCAUAUUAUUAGUAUUUUCUAACUAACAUUGCUUUUUCGUGCUAUAUUGUUUCAUUUCUUGAAUUUCAUAUUUUUGCAAUUCUGCCUUUUGUACGUGUACUUUUAAUUGUUACCAUGCGCUUCCUGCUUGGGCCACGCGGCCUGCAGUAUGAUAUAAAUAAAUAAAUAAAUAAAUAAAUAAAUAAAUAAAUAAAUAAAUAAAUAAAUAAAUAAAUAAAUAAGUAAAUAAAUAAAUAAAUAAAUAAAUAAAUAAAUAAAUAAAUAAAUAAAUAAAUAAAUA